Pipistrellus nathusii (Nathusius's pipistrelle) is the source of this 960-nucleotide messenger RNA. The record is from the annotation of a GenBank genome assembly. Lineage: Eukaryota; Metazoa; Chordata; Mammalia; Chiroptera; Vespertilionidae.
AUGAAAUGCUCAACAUUGAAACCCAAGGAUCAAAUAAGGUCCAGCUUAAAAAACGUGUCUGACCUAUUUGUGAUGGGAGGAGCUCUUGUUUUAGAAUCUGCAGCUCUCUUGCACUGGCUGGAGAGGGAGGGUUAUGGACCUUUAGGAAUGACCGGAAUAUCCAUGGGAGGACAUAUGGCUUCCUUAGCGGUAUCCAACUGGCCUAAGCCCAUGCCAUUGAUUCCAUGUCUGUCUUGGUCCACAGCAUCUGGUGUCUUCACUACGGGUGUGCUGAGUAAAUCAAUUAAUUGGAGGGAGUUGGAAAAGCAGUAUUAUGCACAGACAGUUUAUGAGGAAGAAAUUAUUCACAUGCUUGAAUAUUGUGGAACAGAUUCUUUCAAAAUGGGACAAGAGUUUGUGAAAUACUUCCCUAGCAGUGCAGACAAGAUCACUAACCUUAAUCUGGUUUCUAGAACUUUAAACUUAGAUAUGACUGACCAGGUUGUGUCCUCGAAACAUGAUGAGUGCCAUAAAUCUAGUCAAACAUCCUUUAGUGCUACAUCAGAAGGACUCUUGUUGAAAGAUACUUCUAAGAUGGAGUGCUUCAAUCAAACACUUUCAACCAACAAAAGUAGUUAUACAAGUUGUAAUCCUCAGUCAUACCACCUACUCAGUAAAGAACAAAGAAGAAAGAAUCUUCAGAAAGAAUCUUUACUGUUUAUGAAAGGAGUCAUGGAUGAAUGUACUCAUGUAGCAAAUUUCUCAGUUCCAGUAGACCCAAGCCUCAUUAUAGUAGUUCAAGCCAAAGAAGAUGCAUAUAUUCCACGAACUGGAGUUCGAAGUUUACAAGAAAUUUGGCCUGGUUGUGAAAUCCGAUAUCUAGAAGGGGGUCAUAUUAGUGCUUAUCUUUUCAAACAAGGAAUAUUCAGACAAGCCAUCUAUGAUGCAUUUGAACGCUUUCUGCACAAAUAUGCUAACUGA